AUGUCCUCAAAGUAUUGUUGCACACUUGUCUUUGCGGCGAUUUUCACUGCUGGUCUAGUGUCCUCGAGGCCUACAAAUGGGCCGACAAAAAUUUCGCUGGAUAAGCCGCAUGAUAUUGGGGAUAACAACAUCAUAAGAACUGCAUCGAAGUGGGAACGCGGCAUGGACCUAUUAGGCCAAAUUAUGGACGCACUAAGAAUCGGCAGAGGGAGAUUAGUGAAUUUUGCAAUGAUGGCUAGAAACAUCAUUGCCGAACGGGCGGAGGAGUUCACGAGUGAAGCCUCAAACAAGGUGAUUGCGGUUCUGGCGGCGAGAGAAGCGAAGCAAAUCAUAAAGAAGGUUGAGGCUAAAAAAUCGCAGGAGCGCGCUCUGAAGAAGGUCGAGCCGAAGAAAUUGGAAGCGAAAGUGUCGGAAAAAUCUGAACCGCAGAGAACUGUGAAGAGGAGCACAAUCGAGGCGUUUAGUGGGACUCCAGUCAAAACUAGUCCAAUCUCCGACUUUUUUCCUCCGAAAACUCGAGAGACUGUUCGUCUCGAGACGGAAGCUGGACAAUCUCUCUUUGAAAUAAAGAAGAAAACGCCAGUGCAGGACUUACUGCAGGCCAUGUUCGCGCCCAAACCUCUGUUGGACCGAACGACGGAGGAGGAGAAGUACGGAAACUCGGGGGAUAAGUUCAGUGGCGUUGGGAGGGCUCUCGUCAACGGCUUCGAGGCCCUCAGCAAUUUUUUGAAUUCCGCGGUUGACUUGCCGGUGAAUGCAGCGAAGAAAACAUCGAGAGGCCUCACCGCCGCGCUGAACCAAGUUGGAGGAAAAUUGAUAGGUUUGGAGUAG
This is a messenger RNA of Diachasma alloeum, 831 nucleotides long. RefSeq lists its product as uncharacterized. The record is from RefSeq and is a predicted model, not a curated record. The transcript is spliced from 4 exons. Lineage: Eukaryota; Metazoa; Arthropoda; Insecta; Hymenoptera; Braconidae. Bases 1 to 831 code for a protein of 276 amino acids.